Messenger RNA from Pezoporus flaviventris, 2535 nucleotides. Its product is annotated as zinc finger and BTB domain-containing protein 8A-like. Gene Ontology annotation, molecular function: RNA polymerase II cis-regulatory region sequence-specific DNA binding; protein binding; DNA-binding transcription factor activity, RNA polymerase II-specific. The transcript has 3 exons. Bases 437 to 1879 code for a protein of 480 amino acids. The record is from RefSeq and is a predicted model, not a curated record. NCBI's taxonomy places the organism in Eukaryota, Metazoa, Chordata, Aves, Psittaciformes, Psittacidae. Gene Ontology annotation, biological process: regulation of transcription by RNA polymerase II.
GCCCGCUGGGGCGCCGCGCCGGGUCCCGGUUCUGGUCCGUUCUGGUGGCGAUGCGGUACCGGCGGCUGGCGGCGAGGACGCGGUCCCGGUCCCGGUCCGGGGGAGCUGCAGCGCUCCUCGUCUUCCCAAAUAGCGUGUGGCGGCCUCGGAGCCCCGCGGGCUGUACCCCUCGGCCCUGCAGCCUCGGAAGGAGACGUUGCCGGCUGCAGCACAGGCGUCUCCGCCGCACGGCGUGUGCCUACUCGGCUGCUCCAUCGCGGUUCUCUCCUGGGAACGUCCGUCUGUGCAUGCUGUGAUUCAAAUAAAUCAGAUUAUUCGUAAGGGUAACUGCAAAAUCGGACCUGACAUCGUUGGAUGAGUUGCACAACGCUGAAGUCGAGAGACUGAAUGGUUUUCUUUAUUUUUCAGAGCAACGUUUCGUUUCAGCUGCUCUGGAAUGGAGAUUUCUUCUCACCAGUUUCACCUCUUGCAGCAACUGAAUGAGCAGCGCAGGCAGGACUUGUUCUGUGACUGCAAUAUCCUGGUGGAGGGGAAGGUCUUCAAAGCACAUCGCAAUGUGCUCUUUGCCAGCAGUGGCUAUUUCAAGAUGCUGCUCUCUCAGAGCUCAAAGGAGACGAGCCAGUCGACGACAGCCACAUUCCAGGCGUUUUCUCCUGACACAUUCACAGUUAUCCUGGACUUUGUGUAUUCAGGGAAGCUGUCUCUGACGGGUCAGAACGUGAUCGAGGUCAUGUCUGCUGCCAGCUACCUGCAGAUGACCGACGUUAUCAGCGUGUGUAAAACCUUCAUCAAGUCCUCCCUGGACAUCAGUGAGAAGGAGAAGGAUCGUUACUUCAGUCUGUCAGAUAAAGAUGGCAAUUCGAAUGGUGUGGACCGGUCCUGCUUGUACAGCUCAGGCUGGAGGGCGGAGGGCAGCCCCCCACACUCACACUUGAGUCCAGAGCAAGGGACGUGUAUGAUGGGUGGGAAUGCAUGGAGUGGUUUCAGCUACUACCCAACUCCUCCGAGGAACACCUCACAGCAGCUGUCCAAACACGAGCAACGGCAGGACUCUGGGAAGAAACCCCGGCACCCGGGGCCACAGCCGCCCUCUGACAUCCUGCACUAUAAGUCCAGUAAGCUGGAGGAGAGGGCAGCUGAGCCCAGCGGACACAGUGCUCCAGCCGAGGAGCAAGUUCAGAUUGAAGCAGAGGCUGAAUCUCCUCAUGUGGGCUACCAGUACGGGCAGGGCUCUGAUGUGAUGCCAAGGAGCCUGGCUGUGCCACAGCCAGAGCAUGAAUCACCCCGUUCCUCCAGCAAACUGAAGGCUUCGAAGGCAGAAGAGCAGUACCCGAGCAUGCCCUCCAUCCUAGGAGUCAUGGGCAGCUGGGCUGAAGACGAUCUGCCCAGGAUGAGGUUCAAGUGCCCGUUCUGCACUCACGUGGUGAAGAGAAAAGCUGACCUCAAGCGGCACCUGCGGUGCCACACAGGGGAGCGGCCGUACCCCUGCGAGGCAUGUGGGAAGAGGUUCAGCCGACUGGACCACCUCAGCAGCCACUUCCGAACAAUUCAUCAGGCUUGCAAGCCCAUCUGCAGGAAGUGUAAGCGCCACGUGACGGAGCUGACGGGACAAGUGGUCCAAGAGGGGACAAGGCGCUACAGACUCUGUAACGAGUGCUUGGCUGAAGCUGGCAUAGACAGUAUCCGCAUUGACUUGGAGGCGGAAGCACCCCUGGAAUUUCCACCAGAUGGAGACAAGGAUUCCAGGUGGCACUAUGGGGAAGAUAACAGAUCGGAUGUGGAGAUCGUGGAGGAUGGGUCAACCGACUUGGUCAUUCAGCAAGUUGAUGACAGCGAGGAUGAAGCAGACGAAAAGGAAGUAAAACCAAACAUUAGGUAGCUGCAAGACAAGAACUAGGAAUUCCCUGUCAGAGGGGAGAACGCACUGUCUUGACAAUACACCCUCCACCAGCCUGUUGUUAACCAUAUGGAGACAGUGGUUUCUCCUGAGCAGGUCCAGACUUGCAUGUAUCUGUGGACAUGCCGUUGCAUCUAUCCUGAGUUCUGUGAUCAAAAGACCCAUAUUUGCUUCACCAGAGAUGAUCCAUCCUUAGAUAAUGGAUGAAGAAGAGAACUGAAGUACUACAUGGAUAACUGUACAGGAGACAAUGGGUCACUUCUCAGACCCUCUUUCAAGAGAGUGAGGUCUAAAUACUUUAGAAAGUCACACACCACGAGAUUGCCCAUUCUUUAAACUAGCAGAGACGUGGGGUUUCAAUGUAACAUCUGGUGAUUCAAUAAGUAUAAAUACCCUGACACCAGAAUAUAAAGACAACCUCUCUUCAGUAUUCAGAAAUGAAGAUAAUCUUUCAUGAAGUCUUCACAUUCAUUAUAAGGAUAAAAAGGCAGCUAAUUGACAAAAAGCAUAUCAAAAUGUUUUAGCACAUUUGUCUGGAAAAGCACUUUCUUGUAACGUUUCUUAGAGUCUGGAGAAUCUUUAGCAGAUGGUUCAUUCAAGACCUAUUUCUUUACAAGAGAAUAAACACAUGAAUGCUA